This is a messenger RNA of Tachyglossus aculeatus (Australian echidna), 4165 nucleotides long. It is a transcript of the gene ZBED1, whose product is annotated as zinc finger BED-type containing 1. Gene Ontology annotation, cellular component: nucleus. The transcript has 2 exons. NCBI's taxonomy places the organism in Eukaryota, Metazoa, Chordata, Mammalia, Monotremata, Tachyglossidae. Gene Ontology annotation, biological process: regulation of transcription by RNA polymerase II. The coding region runs from base 99 to 2186 and encodes 695 amino acids. The record is from RefSeq and is a predicted model, not a curated record. Gene Ontology annotation, molecular function: protein dimerization activity; DNA binding.
GCCCCCUGGGGCCCGGGCCCGGGCCCGGCCUGCCCACCCCAGCAGGUGCUCUUCAAUGAGCGAAGGACCGCAAAUCGGGCCGGCAGCGAGGCGAGGCGAUGGAGAAUAAGUGCCUAGAGAGCUCCCCGUCCGACCUGAAGUUAGUCGCGCACCCGAGGGCGAAGAGCAAGGUGUGGAAGUACUUCGGGUUCGACACCAACGCGGAAGGAUGCAUCCUGCAGUGGAAGAAGAUCUACUGCCGGAUCUGCAUGGCCCAGAUCGCCUAUUCGGGGAACACAUCCAACCUCUCCUACCACCUGGAGAAGAACCACCCGGAUGAGUUCUGCGAGUUCGUCAAGAGCAACACGGAGCAGAUGAGGGAGGCCUUCGCCACGGCCUUCUCCAAGCUGAAGCCCGAGGGGUCCCAGCCGGGGGGCCCGGACCCGCUGGCGGCCAAGCCCGGCCCCGGCUACGAGAACAAGAAGCACCAGGAGCUGACCGCGGCCGUGGCGGGCCUGAUCUGCGAGGGCAUGUACCCGGCCUCCGUCGUGGACGAGCCCACCUUCAAGGCGCUGCUGAAGGCGGCGGACCCCCGCUACGAGCUGCCCGGCCGCAAGUACUUCUGCACCAAGGCCAUCCCGGAGAGGUACGGCGCGCUGCGCGAGGCGGUGCUCAAGGAGCUGGCGGACGUGCCCUGGUGCGGCAUCUCCACGGACGCCUGGCGGAGCGAGAACCAGAACCGGGCCUACGUGACUCUGGCGGUCCACUUCCUCCAGGGCGGGCCCGGGGGCGGGCUGGCGCUGGCCUCGCGCUGCCUCAAGACCUUCGAGGUGCCCGAGGAGAACACGGCGGAGACCAUCACCCGCGUCCUCUACGAGGCCUUCGUCGAGUGGGGGGUCCACGGCAAGGUGUUCGGGGCCACGACGGACCACGGCAAGGACGUGGCCAAGGCCUGCUCGCUGCUGGACGUGCCCGUCCAGCUGCCGUGCCUGGGCCGGACGUUCGACGCCGGCAUCCAGCAGGCCUUCCGGCUGCCCAAGCUGGGCGGGCUCCUGACCCGCUGCCGGAGGCUGGUGGAGUACUUCCAGCAGUCGGCCGUGGCCACCUACGUGCUGAGCGAGAAGCAGAAGCGGCAGGGCGGCCCGCACUGCAUGCUGGUCAGCGACCGGGUGGCCCGGUGGGGGAACACGCUGGCCAUGCUCCAGCGGCUCCGGGAGCAGCAGUUCGUCAUCGCCGCCGUCCUGGUGGAGGACAGCAACAGCCACCACCUGAUGCUGGAGGCCAGCGAGUGGGCCGCCAUCGAGGGGCUGGCGGAGCUCCUGCACCCCUUCAGGCAGGUGGCCGACAUGCUGGCCGCCUGCCGCUUCCCCACCAUCAGCAUGGUCAAGCCCCUGCUGCACAUGCUGCUCAACACCACCCUCGGCGUCAAGGACAACGACCCCAAGGAGGUCAGCAUGGCCAAGGAGGUCAUCGCCAAGGAGCUGGCCGCCACCUACCAGGACGCCCCCGAGAUCGACAUGUUCCUCAACGUGGCCACCUUCCUGGACCCCCGCUACAAGAAGCUCCCCUUCCUGUCGGCCUUCGAGCGGCAGCAGGUGGAGAGCCGCGUGGUGGAGGAGGCCAAGGGCCUCUUGGACCGGGUCCGGGACCCCGCCUUCGGGCCCGAGGACAAGCCCUUCCCGCCGUCCGAGGAGCCGCCGGCCAAGCGGGUCCCCGUCUCCGCCACCCCGCCCCCGACCAGCGCCAUCAACGACCUGCUGGCGGAGAUCUUCUGCCAGGCCGGCGGCGCCGAGGACCAGGAGGAGUGGCACGCCCAGGUCGUCGAGGAGCUCAGCAACUUCAAGUCCCAGAAGGUCCUGGGCCUGAGCGAAGACCCGCUCAAGUGGUGGUCGGACCGCCUGGCCCUCUUCCCCGUCCUGCCCAAGGUCCUGCAGAAGUACUGGUGCGUCCCGGCCACCCGGGUCUUCCCCGAGCGCCUCUUCGGCUCCUCGGCCAACGUGGUCAGCGCCAAGAGGAACCGCCUGGCCCCGGCCCACGUGGACGAGCAGGUCUUCCUCUACGAGAACACGCGCAGCGCCGCCGAGGCCGAGCCCGAGGACGAGGACGAGGGGGAGUGGGGCUUGGAGCAGGACCACAUCUACACGCUCGGGGACCCGGUCGGCGGGAGCGGCGGCUUCUUUAACAUCAGGGACGGCGGGUUCAUCUGACCCCGGGUGGGGAGGCGGGGGACGGCGGGUGGGGAGAAGGGACCCGGCCCCUCCACCCCGGCUCGCCGCGCCGAGGGGCGGACGGAGGCGACCCCGACCGGUCGCCUUCUCCAGACCGGAGAGGGACGUCCGCCUUCCGGAAGCGGAGAGGCGGACCGCUUCACCGGUGAGACCGGAGCGGGUCCGGCGGAGUGUGUUCUCCGCGUCUGGACUCGCUUCGCUCCUCCUCAAACAAACGAACAAAAAAAAAGCACCCGCUUCUGUGUCCCCACUUGAGGAUUUUACAUGCUCAGCCACCCAACCAAAGCAGAAUCGGGGUGGGUGCUCUGUUUUAAAACAUUUACACUCCCCUGCGGAUACGUUUUUUUUUGCCUUUCUGUUUUAAACUCAGUUUUGCUUUUUUUAAACUGGGAUGGCGCGGGAAGAGCGGAGAGCAGAUCGAGUCCUCCCUUUGGCAGAGGGGAAUAAAAGUCUCUGCUGGGGCUUCUUCUUCAGUUUUUUUGCCUUUCUGUUUUAAACUCAGUUUUGCUUUCUUUAAACUGGGACGGCGCGGGAAGAGCGGAGAGCAGAUCGAGUCCUUCCUUUGGCAGAGGGGAAUAAAAGUCUCUGCUGGGGCUUCUUCUUCAGGUGUAAUAUUUGUCUUUUUCCUAUGUAAGUACAGAAAGAGGUUUACUUUUUAAUUUAAGCAGGCGCUCUGGCCGGGACCCUCAGAACCUUUCGGGGCGAAAUAGCCUUUAAAGGAGGCCAGGUGAAAGUUUAGGGUCACGGGGCAAAUACGAGGUAGAAGCACUUGAAACAAAAGGAACGAAGCAUGAGGCGGUUGGCACCGGCGCCCUCCGGGAGCCCGUUUCUCCAUCCCCUGCUCAAGAUUCCGGUUGCGGAGGUCUUAGCUGUCCACUGUUCCCGAGCGUAUUUCCGAGUCGGGUAUACACGGGCCGCGGUGGGCCAAAGACCGAAGCUUUCACCUUCCGAACUAGUCCCGGUGAUUUUCCUUCAGCCGGAAUGAUUCCCCCUUGUCUCUUCCAAGCUAUCGUCCUUUAAAAAACCGGUCUGCGGCCUGCCCGCCUUCCGACUCGUUCCCCUAAAGUAGCGGGAUCCCCGUGGGACAUUUUGGGAUUUUAACAGAGGGAGAAGAUGUACUCUUUUCUCUGCCUUCUGGUUCUCCACCACACCCCGCUGUCCAUUUAGAAAAUCAAAAAAAAGUCUCGAGGAGUCGACUCUUUGGGACCGUUCAGAUUGACGUCUACCGUUCGGCCCAGCGCGAGAUUCCAGCCCGUUAUUUGAUCGCGGGGAUUCUGGCCGUCGUUCCGGGGGUCUGGGAAAUUAGGGCCUUUCCCUCGUCGGAUUCACCCCGGUGACUUUUUCCAGUGAUGCGUUCAGCAGUCCGAGUCGGGAUGGGUGAACUCUCUUACCAUCGAUCGUCCGUGUAGAAAACGAGGGAUGAGGCCUCACUCCUUCCCGGGAUGGGUAGAGGAACGGGACGAGGGAGGUGUUGACCAUAGGAGAGAGAUCCACGGAAGCGACUGGGAUUCUCCCGGGCCUUUCAGAGGCCGGGAUGUGGGCCGACGUCAACAGAGAGGCCUAUCCCACCCGACCGGGGUAUGUAGAUUUAGUUUCCGACCUUCAUUUGCUCACGUAUACUCUGAGAUACUUCUCGGGUUUUCGGGGGGAGAGCGUGGGCCCUUCAACUGCCUCUUUCGCCGUCCCAACCCUGGAAACCGUGCCAAGUGCAACUGUAAUUUGAGCUCCGUGGUGUUAACCGGUAGCGGUGCCGUGCGCUGUUCUCUGUCCCUCGAGACCUGAGAAUUUUUGCAAUCCUCCAUGAGACUGUAAAGCGUUCUGAUGUUCCACAGCUCAGUGUCUUUAUUUUUCAAAGCCGUUUUUGUCCGUCCGUAAUGUUUUUUCUUAUUUAAUUGUUUUAAGCUUUGACUAUCGUUAAAUAAACCAGAGUAAUAAAUUAGCUACCUAUUUAUUUGUCA